This is a messenger RNA of Daucus carota subsp. sativus, 2007 nucleotides long. Its product is annotated as probable WRKY transcription factor 3. The record is from RefSeq and is a predicted model, not a curated record. The transcript has 4 exons. Gene Ontology annotation, molecular function: sequence-specific DNA binding; DNA-binding transcription factor activity. Lineage: Eukaryota; Viridiplantae; Streptophyta; Magnoliopsida; Apiales; Apiaceae. Bases 171 to 1667 code for a protein of 498 amino acids. Gene Ontology annotation, biological process: regulation of DNA-templated transcription.
AUAUUUUACACACACAUACAUAAACAUUUUCAACUCCUCCGUUUAUCUGUUUUUGUAACUUUGCUGUACUUGUGUAACAAGAACCAAGAUGCGCAUAUAUACACAACUCCAAUAACAAUAAUAAUUUUCUACUCAACAAUCUAUCUGCUAUAUAUAUAUAUAUAUCAUAUAUGGAUAAAAACGAGGAAUCUACUUCUAUCCGGCGACCUAUGCUGAAUCUUCCUCCGCGCUCCUCCGUUGAGAAUUUGUUUACUGGUGCAUCCACGGUGAGUCCAGGUCCGAUGACUCUGGUUUCUAGUUUUUUCAGUGAGAAUGAUCCUGACUCGGAUUGUCGAUCCUUCUCGCAAUUGCUUGCCGGAGCUGUGGAGGCUCCGGUGGCUGCUGAUGACUCCGGCGGUGAUCUCCGGUUUAAGAUGAACAGGCCUUCUGGUUUGGCGGUGACUCAGCCUUCCAUGUUUACUAUUCCUCCUGGUUUGAGUCCGGCUUGCUUGCUUGAUUCUCCGGGUUUAUUUUCUGCCAAUCAGGGUGCUUUUGGAACGUCUCACCAACAGGCACUAGCACAAGUUACGGUUCAGGCUUUACAAUCACAUUCCCAGCCACAGAACCAGUUAGAAUAUCCGUCAUUAGCAGCUCCAGCGGUAUCUUUCCCACAGUUUACAGCUUCAGUUUCCACUACAUCCGCAUACCAGCAAAUGCUUACUUCUGUGCCAGACCGCAGUCUUGUGAAGCAAUCAUCACAGUUAUCUCAGUCUGAUAUGAGGUCCCAACCUUCUUCUUUGACUGUCGACAAGCCUGCGGAUGAUGGCUACAACUGGCGAAAAUAUGGUCAGAAGCAUGUUAAGGGAAGCGAAUAUCCACGAAGUUACUACAAGUGCACACAUUCAAAUUGUCCAGUCAAGAAGAUUGUUGAGCGUGCCCUUGAUGGUCAAGUAACUGAAAUUGUUUACAAAGGCCAGCACAACCAUCAGCGACCACAAUCUAACAAGCGUGGAAAAGACGCUGGAAAUGAAAGUUUGAGUUUUCAUCACGACACAAGAUUGGUAUCAGAACACCAGACUGGAAACUUGAAUGAUGAAAGGUCAGGCUAUCCAUUGUCCGUCAAGGAUCAAGAAUUAAGCCUAGCUACACAUGAGCAGUUAUCAGGGUCAAGUGACAGUGAGGAAGUGGCUGAUUCUAAAACUAGAGUGUUUGAAAGGAACGAAGAUGAACCUGAAGCUAAGAGAAGGCCUACAGAUGUCAGGGUUAUAGAGUCUGCGGCAUCUCAUCGAACAGUCACAGAACCUAGGAUUGUUGUUCAAACAACAAGUGAAGUUGAUCUUUUAGACGAUGGCUUUAGGUGGCGCAAGUAUGGCCAGAAAGUUGUCAAAGGAAAUCCUUAUCCACGGAGCUAUUACAAGUGCACUAGCGCAGGAUGCAACGUUCGCAAACAUGUUGAGAGAGCUGCUAGCGACCCUAAAGCUGUCAUAACAACAUACGAAGGCAAGCAUAAACAUGAUGUACCUCCUGCUAAAAACAGCAGCCACAGCACAGCGAAUAGUCAUCUACUAGUCUCAAAACCAAACAAUAUAAUAGCUGACAGGCAUACAUUAACCAGAGGAAUGGAGUUUCCUAACAAUAAUCAACAGGCAGUGGGAGUUCUACGGUUCAAAGAAGAUCAAACUACAUAGUUCCUUUCAAAUGAAUAAUGCAGGAUUACAGCUUGGAACUCAUGAUUUGUGGUUUGUUUGGUAAAGCUGUGUUGGUAAUGUACGAAGCUGGACUUUGAUUCGGACAUUGGUUUUUCACCAUGGUGAAAGUAGAAAUCAUAUUAAAUUGCAAAACAUAUGGUAUACCAGCAGGGAAAAGAAGAGAGAAAAAAACAUGAGAAAAAUAUUGUUUGUAAAUUACUACCUUAUAUAUAUUCUUUUAUAGAAGCCCGUGUGGUAAUGUAUAUCUUUUUGUUACGUGUACUUUGUGACUCUGUAUCAACACUUAAACAGUUAUUUGAUGUUUGUUUGUUCUUUUGCU